Molecule: messenger RNA, 6902 nt
Organism: Oxyura jamaicensis (ruddy duck)
Lineage: Eukaryota; Metazoa; Chordata; Aves; Anseriformes; Anatidae
Gene: KPNA1
Product: karyopherin subunit alpha 1
Exons: 14
Coding region: 159-1775 (538 amino acids)
Biological process (GO): postsynapse to nucleus signaling pathway; NLS-bearing protein import into nucleus
Cellular component (GO): nucleus; nucleoplasm; cytoplasm
Molecular function (GO): nuclear import signal receptor activity; protein binding
Source: RefSeq, a predicted model, not a curated record
AGCUGCGCGGCUCGCCGUGCGCACGCGCACUGCCGCCUCCAGCCAGCGCUGGGAAGGCAGGGAGGGAGAGAGGGAGCGGCGCUCUCGCGCCUCGGGCCCGUCAGCAGCCAGCGCCGGGCCGGGCCGGGCCGGGCCGCGCCGCGCCGGCCGCAGGAAUCAUGACGACCUCAGGAAAAGAGAAUUUCCGACUGAAGAGCUACAAGAACAAAUCUUUGAAUCCUGAUGAGAUGCGCCGCAGGCGGGAGGAAGAGGGUCUUCAGCUACGGAAGCAAAAAAGAGAGGAGCAGUUGUUUAAACGACGAAAUGUUGCAACAGCUGAAGAGGAAGCGGAGGAGGAAGUUAUGUCAGAUGGUGGCUUCCAUGAGGCUCAGAUGAACAACAUGGAGAUGACUUCUAGUGCUGUCAUUACGGCUGAUAUGAUUGAAAUGAUUUUCUCCAAUAGUCCAGAACAGCAGCUUUCAGCCACUCAGAAAUUCCGAAAACUUCUUUCUAAAGAACCAAAUCCCCCAAUAGACGAAGUCAUAAGCACACCAGGAGUGGUGGCAAGGUUUGUGGAGUUCCUCAAACGGAAAGAAAACUGUACAUUGCAGUUUGAAGCUGCAUGGGUGUUGACAAAUAUUGCCUCGGGAAAUUCCCUUCAAACUCGAAUAGUGAUCCAAGCAGGAGCCGUCCCCAUCUUCAUAGAGCUGCUUAGUUCUGAGUUUGAAGAUGUACAGGAACAGGCAGUAUGGGCUCUUGGCAACAUUGCUGGAGACAGUACUAUGUGCAGAGACUAUGUACUGGACUGUAAUAUCCUGCCCCCUUUACUGCAAUUGCUUUCAAAACAGAACCGUCUCACCAUGACCCGAAAUGCUGUAUGGGCUCUAUCCAAUCUCUGCAGAGGAAAAAAUCCUCCUCCAGAUUUUGCCAAGGUUUCACCUUGUCUCAGUGUGCUUUCCUGGCUGCUCUUUGUCAAUGAUACAGAUGUAUUAGCUGAUGCCUGCUGGGCGUUGUCCUAUUUGUCGGAUGGCCCCAACGAUAAAAUCCAGGCUGUGAUUGAUGCAGGAGUCUGCAGAAGACUUGUGGAACUGCUAAUGCACAACGACUACAAAGUAGUAUCUCCCGCCUUACGAGCUGUUGGGAACAUAGUCACAGGUGAUGAUAUCCAGACCCAGGUAAUUCUGAAUUGUUCUGCGCUGCAGAGCUUAUUGCAUUUGCUAAGCAGCCCUAAAGAAUCUAUCAAAAAGGAAGCCUGCUGGACAAUAUCUAAUAUAACAGCUGGAAACAGAGCCCAGAUCCAGACAGUCAUCGAUGCCCAUAUCUUUCCAGCUCUAAUAAAUAUUUUGCAAACAGCCGAGUUUCGGACGAGGAAGGAAGCUGCCUGGGCAAUCACAAAUGCAACAUCUGGAGGCUCUGCUGAACAGAUCAAGUAUUUAGUAGAAUUGGGAUGCAUCAAACCACUCUGUGACCUCCUUACAGUAAUGGACUCAAAGAUUGUGCAAGUAGCACUGAAUGGGCUGGAGAACAUCCUGAGGCUUGGAGAGCAGGAAUCCAAAUGCAGUGGCACUGGCAUUAAUCCUUACUGCGCUCUUAUUGAGGAAGCAUAUGGCCUGGACAAGAUUGAAUUCCUCCAGAGCCAUGAGAAUCAAGAGAUUUAUCAGAAGGCCUUUGAUCUGAUUGAGCACUACUUUGGAACAGAGGAUGAAGACAGCAGCAUUGCCCCACAGGUGGAUCUCGGCCAGCAACAGUACAUCUUCCAGCAGUGUGAGGCUCCCAUGGAAGGCUUCCAGCUCUGAGGUGCCCCUGUGCUGUGUGCUCCUCUACCUAGCCAAUCCUGUUGUUGAGCCACAAGCCACCCGUGGAGUGAUUCUCUCAAUGUUUUCCAUAAUCCUGUUUGCGCUCAUUCGCUUGCCUUGUGCACAUGCUCUUACAUACGUCUGGAAAACUCUUGGCUCCGUGGCAGGAUGCCCCCUUCUUGGCAAGGGGUUGCCAGAAUCACGCUUUUUCUCUAGAUUCUGAACCUCUCCACUGUCAUCUUUGUGGAGUUGAGGCACCUUUCUAUACUUUGAGAUAUUCCCUACUCCUGUUACAGGAAAAUAAUUCCUCCUCCACUAGCCCCCACACUCCUGGCAUCCAAGAUAAGGCUGCCUUUCUCACAUAUUUACUGCAGUGUGUGCCUGCAGCCCAGGGAGACAUUCAGACUUUGAGAACGUAGCUGAAUUAAAUUCCCAUACUUUUUUUUUUUUUUUUUUUUUUUCCCCUGGAUGCCUCUUUGGAUGGCUGUGUGAGAAGUGUUAAAUCUUCACAUGCAAUGCAUCUAUUUUGCUAUAUGUGCCCGCUGGAGUUAGUGGCAUACAGAACGUUACAAAUAAUGGAAUGAGUUCUCUGUCCCCUGCAACAACAGGCUCCAAUGGACGUGGUUUCUGAUUCUUAAGAAUACCGAACACACCUGGUCCUUCCCCUUCUCAACAAUGAGCUCUCAAGCUGGAUUGCAGACCACUGUGGACAUUUGUACACCUUCCCAGUCUUUCCAUCUGCAAAAAAAACCACCUGUGAAUUAAGUCACUCUUACCACACCCCAGAAAUGACUUUCUAAAUCAGCUUCUAGAAUGGAGAAACUACCCCCACUUUUUCUUGCCAGCACAGUAUGAUCUGGCCAUGCCUACCUUAAAAUCCAGCCCUUCCUGACUUCAUAUUUCAGAGUCUGGUCCUUGAUAUUAGAGUUAUGGUUGGAAAAAAUCCUAUCUGCCUCUUUACAUUUUUACAUAGCUUGACUUGAACGGAUUUCUCUUCUGAAAAAUUACACUCUGAAAACAAAAUCUUAAUUUGUAAAACUUAGCAUAAGGAGUGUUAGAUCUCCUUUGAUUUUCAUGAAAUGAGCUUCCUUUUCAACUCACAUGAUAGAGUCCUCGUGGUCAAGCCCCUUAUUUAACAAAUAAAAUGACACUACAUUCAAAAGAUAGUAAUAUUACACCCAGGUCUGCCUGCCCCUUUCAUUUCAUUUUUCCUUCUGCUGUUUACGGGACUUCAGGUGAAUUAGCAUGGAACGCGUGGUUCCUACAGGUGACAUCUAUAAGGCAUUGCUGACUGCAUGACAGCUGUUAUCCACAGCUGUAGACUGUUCUUCUGCUAGCAGCAUGUUCUUGGCUCCGCAAGCUGCUUGGAUCACAGACAUCUGAUGCGAAGGCCUGCCACUCCUCACUGAGUUCAGCUGACAUUGACACCAAACUCUUCACACAUUGGGAGACGCCAUGUGAUUGAAAGUGGCAGUUCCAUUUCUGUAAAUGCAAUGGAUUUUCCAGGCUGUCUGCUCCCCCUGGCAUCGGGUUAUGUUCUUGCAAGCCACUUGGGACGUUUGGAACACAAAAUUGUCCAGUGUAAGCAUUUCAAAAAUGCCACUAACAUCUGCAGCGUCGUGUACCUGUGGUAAAUGUUAGUGGCAGAACUGUCUGCAAGAUCCUCCUUAUGACUCCUCUCAGUGACAAGCCACUGCAAAAGCAAAACCAGCGCAUUGGAUUGAGAGUUUAAAAUAAAAAGUCACUUGUCAAACUGCUGAAAGAAGCUAGGCAAAGGCCUGAACAUCAGCUCUGUGCGACCAUUAUUUAAAUACAGUCUUCAGUUCUGUCUGUGCUUCAGGAUGGAGACUCUGACCUGUGUGGCCACUGCAGAAGCCACCUGCUGCCUCCCUAGCUAAGCCAGAUGGCCUCCACCUUCCCUCUCCCAAUUAUUUUCUCUAGUGCUGCUUUGUGCUGAAGGAACAUUUAGUUUACUGCACUUGAUCUGUAAAUGGACUUUGAUUCUUUGUAAUUUUAGGGGGUUAAAAUUGGUGGUUAAUUUAAAAACAAAAAAACCCUCAAUGUUGCCUUUACAUCACAUAUAAAUAACUGUGUUUCUCUUUUCUUGAAGGGUGAUAGAAGCACUGAUUAGUAGCAAAAUCUUGUUUUAGCUUUUGGAUUUUUUUGUGCUGGAUUUUUUUACGUGUAAAUUUCCAAUAACAUGUCAUUUCUAUAAGAUUUGUUUAAAAUCAUUUACCUCUUAUUGGAUGGUAUAAAAAUGCUACAUAUUUUGUAAACAAAUCUGAGCAAAGUGUGUGUGCAUAUAUUCUGUAUAUUCAUAUAUGUAUAUUCUGUGUAUAUAUACACUUGGGUGUAUAUAUACAUAUAUAUACACACACACCCCUGUAUAUAUAUACACACAAAUACGUAUGUGUGUAUAUAUAUACAUAUCUAUAUUAUCUAUAUAUCUAUAUAUAUAUAUAAGUGUUUUCUCUUCCAGGCUAGUGAAAACAAUGUGGUGCAUUGGCGUUUCCCUCCCCUGCCCCCAAGAAACAAAAUGACAGUUGCCUCUAAAUGAGUGAAUUAAAAAAAGAGUCCAUUUAAGCUGAAUGGUGUGCCUUCCUGUGUAAGGAGCCUAGCCAGUGUUUGUUACUUUUGCAGUGGAUAUGUGAAUUCAGAGCAGAUAAGUAUAAAUCUUUAAACUUGGUAUGUUUGUUUGAAGUGACAGGCUUGGGUUGACACAGGUAAUAUUGUUGUCAUAUAUACUUAGACUGUGUAAAGCAUUUGACUGGUACUGCAUAAUAUUUUGACUGAAAACUAAAACAAUACAGAAGUCAACAUGGCACACAUUAAAUGGAUUAAAAUGUGGCUAACUCAUAGGUCUCAAUUUAAUUUUAAACGGUGCUUAAUUGAGUGUAUUUUCAUCAGGAUCUUCCAGCAACCAGUUCUUGUCCUUGCUUUACUUAGCCUUAUUAAUGACUUGAAAAGAAAUACUACUACUAACAAGCACUGCAAAUUACAUGAUUAUGGCGGGGAGAAGACGUGAAUUACAAAAGGAACAGUUUACUGAUAGAGACUGGUCAGAAUUACUUGGUAAACCAAGGGCAAUCAGACUGUUUGCAUUUUGACAGAGCCAAAUGCGUGGUGUUACAUUACCCAUCUAAUAAAUAACAUUCAGGCCACAUGCGAAGGACUCUGUUUUGAAGGAAAAGUGCUCUGAAAAAAUCAGGUUCGUUAUACAUUAUCACUUGAAUACUGCUUACCUGACAUGAUUCUGUGUGGCUAGUGUAAUUCUCAUAGGUAUAAAAAGAAUUUUUUUAGUAGAAAUGGGGAAUUAUGUGAACUUUAUGUUCAGCUUUGUUGAAACUUUUUUUUUACAGGAGCAUUCUCAAUGUUGCUAUGUUCACUUAAAAAGAGGCAAGAAACUGGGAGCAACAACAACCAUUAAAAGGUGUGAGGUUCCAUUCAGAUGAGAAACAAGGCACUUUUUACCCUCGAGAAUAACUGUUAGACUGAUAUGAGAAUAACGAGUAUUAUGUUCACUCUUAGAAACAUUUCAACCAGUAUUCUCUGCUUUCCUAAAGAGUAUGUUGCUGUUCAAACAGAACUAACUCAGAGAAUGCCUAUAGCCUCCUCCGCUGUUUGAAAUGAUCUGUUCUUGUUUUGUGUACAGCUAGGAGGCAGCACUGCCUAAUAUGCAGAGGAUAUGCCAGGAAACUGUUCUAUGUCUUUGGUUCUUCUCUUAGCUCUGCUAUGCAGUGUUUAGUCCCAGAAGAGUGAUUUCACAUAUUUUCCAUUUUUAUCCUGUAAAUGGAAGCUAAUGCAUUUGUUUCUGUCUACUUGUGGAGAUCUCAUCUAGGCAACUUCCAAAAGCCUUGUGAGCUGGUAAGGUGAAAAGAUUCUUGAGAACUGAGAAUUUCUGAGUUACUCUUGCAGCAUCACUAAGGAACUGUCAGGUUUUAACAGUGUCAAAUUUUAAAUUGGGCAUUAGAGCGAGGAAGAUGCAGGAUUGUCUGGUAUUUUUAUCUAGCAGUCCUGUCUGCAGACCUGUAGUGUCGUUUAAAUGUUAUGUGUUUCUUGGGGCAGCUAAUUCUUUCUGUUGGUAAAGGUCCCAGUAGAACGUGGCACACAGGGUUGUUCUCUUGGAUUCAGGAAGAUACAGGAGAUGGUGGGGCAGAAAGUUAACAAAAUUUCAGCAACUAAGCCAGGCCUGGUGUUUGGUGCUCCUGAGAAUACACCACAGAGGCACACAAUCAUUUGCUGCCUGGAGACUUCAGCUCAUUCUUAUAUUUGUGUUGGUUCUUUGAAGCUGGUGGUCACUGGUGAUCAGAGUCCCUUCUGUUAAUCUUAAGGGAAGACAGGAAGACAAUGACCCAGGAAGAUGUGUUCUUGACCCUGCAUUUCUAUAACAUCAGCACUACGAUUAAGAACCAAAUCCCACCACCCAGUUCAGAAAGUGCUGAUGCUCCUGGUGAUGCACCUCUAUGGCACCUCUGUGCUUUCCUGAGGAUUUGCAGGGCAGCUGUCUUACCUUUGGGCAGUUUGCAGCUCUGUGCCAGCUUCCCCAUGUCUUCCAGUAUGUUUUCUUUUCUUCUGGGAUUGGGACAACAUGUCCUCAGUACUUUCACAUGCCAAUUUUAGCUAGCAGACAUUAUUAUUUUUUUUUUCCAGAUGCCUAAGUCAGAAAAUUAACAGUAUAUCUGUGUACUGCUAUUACAGUGUCCAUAGGGCUCCUGCAUGGUCUUUUGAGGCAGUGUUCAUGUUGUGAGAUUGAUCAUUGCAUUGGGAAGUAUCUAUUGCAUUUGGAAGAGGUACAGCGAUAAGGCAUAUGGUAUAGGGUCAGUAAUUUUACUUCUAGAAUAAAUAUAAAUGGUGUUGCAGACUAAGCCAAAGGGGAGAAAGGAGAUAUUUUUCUAAGGGCUUAAUAUAUUCCUCUUCAUCACUGUUGUGUAGGCUAAAGAUGUGACCUAAUCAGGUGAAGUGGGGUGUUCUCCAGUGAGCUAAACUGGCUGCUUAGGCAGAAACAUCAAGUUUUUAAAACACUGUCUGUGUUCAGAAGUGCUUUCUUAGAAGCCAUCACACUAGGAAAGAGGUGGUUACUUUCAUUGUCCCUCUCAGAUUUUUCUAGUAUGCUACUUGCAAAAAAAA